AUGUCUCGUCCAUUUUCUCCCAGCAUAUCUGGUAUAGCCUAUCGUGCCUCUGAGGCGUCCUCGCUGACUGCUGCGCCGAUAGGAAUUGCCCUGCACGUCGAAAGCGGCGGCGAGCACACCUCUGAGGUAUUAACCUACCACAAAUCGGGAACUCGUGAGAUCACUGUCGGGCGCAUGUCCCGGCAGGGCCAGCGCAGGAGCGCAUCGUGCUCGGAUCGCGCCCUCUUUCGUUGCCCCGUCGUCAGUCGCACUCAUGCAAAGAUCACUCUCACGGAGUUUGGCAAUGCAUAUCUUGUCGACCUCAAUUCUCACCAUGGUACCCACAUCUUACGCCCUGGUGACACUGUCUCCAAGCCCGUUACACCCACCGUGCCCACCGUCCUUGCGGAUGGCGACAUCAUCACUUUCGGCAAGACGGUUGGCCACGAUGACAGCAUCGUCAGACCUAUAACAGUUCGCGUAAGGCUCCUGUUUGGCGGCGACAGCGCUCAGGCUACGACCCCUGUUCAAGACUCGCCUUCGAAUCCCACGCCCAUGGACAGCACCACGCCUUCGCCUACUGCGCGUUAUGGCUCGAACGGACGUUAUCGAUUCCCUGGUGAUUCGUCGUCCUCGUCUUCCGAUGAUGAUUCAGACAUCGAGGAAAUACAUCCUCCGCCCCUGCCUUCGAUAGUCUUACCCGCUUCAAGUCCAUCGGGACACCCAUUCAUAAGGAGCGAUGCAGAGCGACGGCUCCAGAUACUAAGAAGUUUCCUUCCGCCCAUACACGCGUGUAUCGGUCCUCCUAGCCCGCUGUUCAGCGCGCAGGCAUUGUACGACUCGAUCACUGAACCACUGCCCGAAAUUAUUGCUGAAGUGGAGGUCAAUCCGCCAUUCCGUCUGCUCUCACCAUAUCCUCCUGGCGGCGAACUAUAUGCGCCAGAGCCGAGUGUCAUCGGAGCUUGGCCUUCGCCUUCGCCCGAAGCCGAGCCUCGGUCUCCUUCUCCCCUUUUCGACGACAACUUCCCUACCGAGGGUUCGAUUUCUCCUAGUGACCAUCCCAGCGUGUAUCAUAGUGUGACGAGUGGCGAUGAGAAAUGCCUCAGCCCGGCCCCCGCCGAGAUUGAGCACGAGGCGCAAAGUUCGGAUAUGGACGUCGAGAUUGUGACUGACAAACAUAAGGAGCAGGAGAAAGAAUGCCACAAUGUGAUAGAUACGGAAGAAUCGCGCCCUGUUGUUUCUCGACAGGAACCUGUCCUUCAGUACCUGACAGCGUCGGACGAGCAAGUGAGCAGGAACAUGGAGCCUCCCCAUCAACAUUCUACCAUCUCCGUUGACCUAAUAGCGUUGGAGGAACGAGUAGACAGAAACACGGAUGCCAUUGCUGAGCUGCGCUUCCACCGCUACCGAGACGAAAUGAGGGUCGAUGAGCAUGUCCAGGAGAUCAGGGACCGCAUGAGCGGGCUCGACGAGCACAUGCAGGAUGUCAGUGUCGGGGUCGCAAGUGAAGCGUCGGCACGAGAUAGUGCGAUGGCGAAUGCGUUGUCGCGCUUAGACAUUGUACAGGUGCAGAUCGCCAAGCUGGAAGAGUUCACUCUUGCCAGGAAUGCGGAGCGGGACAGUGCAGCCACAGACCUCUUGAGCGGUAUCAAGGAAGCGUGGGAGCAGGAGGUGAAAGCGAUCCGCGAGGAUGCACAGCAGCAGAUCGCGCGUGAGUUGGAGCACAUGAGGCUUGCGCGCACCUGGGUGGAGGAGACUGCCGCGCAGGUGAAGACACUCUUGCCUCCACAGCCGGCCGUGAAUUCACUCAAGCGCAAACGUUCAACUGAGGCGGACGAGGCGGAGGUUGCCGGGGCGGAGGAGUCGGCACUCGUCGUGGUGCCUUCGCCUCAUGUCACGAAGCGCCGGCGCACGAUGCGUGUUGUGAGCACGAUUGCGCAGACCGCUACGGCGGCGGCGGUUGGCGCGGUCGCUGCGUGGACUGCGCUCGCGUACUAUUGA
Molecule: messenger RNA, 1980 nt
Organism: Fibroporia radiculosa
Lineage: Eukaryota; Fungi; Basidiomycota; Agaricomycetes; Polyporales; Fibroporiaceae
Exons: 7
Coding region: 1-1980 (659 amino acids)
Molecular function (GO): protein binding
Source: RefSeq, a predicted model, not a curated record